ACGGAUCGUUUAAACAAGAAACUGCUCGUAUCAGUUUUAGAACGAAUGAAGAAAUCAGACGGGCAGUUCGAUAAAUUUAUGGAGGACGGCAAAGGAAACAGCGAAUCGUACGACGAUAGCGAUUUCUAGGGUGACCGGCACUUAUAAACUGAGACUUUGCAUAAGUGGUGCUUAUAUUUAAUAAAAAUAUAUCUUGUACUAUCAUGGCCACUACUACUUUUGAUUAUGAGGGUGAUGAAGAUAUUAUUGCUCAUUAUGAGGAUCAGGAAUCUGAUGGUGAACGAGGUAGUCUUAAUGAAGCAGAGGAAGCAACUUCUGAUAAUGAUAAAAAUAAUGAGAUGGGAACUAAGCGAAAGAUUGAUCCAUCAACAUCCAAAUCACAUAUAAUAAGAAAUCCAAUACCCAAACUUAAUACAGAAAGAUUAAAAGGUCCUAGUGGUAUUCAGACUAUUGAAAAGUAUUUUGAAGGUUUCAAGUUUAAUGGUAAAGGUCAUGAAAAAACAGAUCUUGAUAGAAUUAUGAAAAGAUUGGAACAUUGGUCUCAUCGGUUAUUCCCAAAGUAUCACUUUGAUGAUUUUCUUGCGAGAGUUGAACAACUUGGAUCAAAGAAAGAUUUGCAGGUAUAUUUAAAAAAAUACCGACUAGACAUGAUUACUUCAGAUGAUGGCUUAAUUGUCCAUGAUAAUAUGGAUAAUGAAGAAGAUCAAGAAGAGAGCGCACCUCUUGAUGAUUUCGAUUUAUUGAUAACUGAACAAAUUCAAAAACAAAAGCAAGCCAAAAUGCAAGCCUCUACGUUAGCCUCAGCUUCUGCUUCAGAAGAUGCGUUCAAUGAACUUUUGAUACAAUCUGAUAACAUAUCACACUCACAGAUACCAAGUACAGGCACUACUGGAAAUGAAUUAAGUGAUGAAAUAAGAGAGAAAAUCGAGCGAAAUAAGCAGCUGGCUAUCCAGAGAAAGUUUGAGAGACAGAAUGAACGAGAAGAAGUUAAAAGAAAGAAAUUGGCUGAAAACAUUAAUGCAAAACUUUCAAAUGAGAACUCUGAUCUUACAGUUAAUGACAGGAUGGAUACAUCUCAGAUGGAUGAUGUAUAACCACAAACCAGUGGAAAUAUAGAUAAAGCAAUUUGUGCUGAUAAGUCAGAAGCAGUUAUUGAAUGAAGUCAAUAACAGACUAUAUUUGAGUAAAAUGCAUAGUAAUAAAAUUUUUGUUAUUAAUAAGAUAUUACUAAAAUUUGUUAACACAAGUGCAGUAUAAAGAAUUGCUGAAAUGAUUGUAGAAGUAAGCAAAGUAUUAACUAUUAGAAAUAUACAUUAUAAUGGAUUUUAA
Messenger RNA from Odontomachus brunneus, 1329 nucleotides. RefSeq names its product protein TIPIN homolog. Gene Ontology annotation, biological process: replication fork arrest; replication fork processing; DNA damage response. Gene Ontology annotation, molecular function: DNA binding. Bases 204 to 1094 code for a protein of 296 amino acids. The record is from RefSeq and is a predicted model, not a curated record. NCBI's taxonomy places the organism in Eukaryota, Metazoa, Arthropoda, Insecta, Hymenoptera, Formicidae. Gene Ontology annotation, cellular component: nucleus; replication fork protection complex. The transcript is spliced from 2 exons.